Messenger RNA from Schistocerca cancellata (South American locust), 6302 nucleotides. Its product is annotated as sedoheptulokinase-like. Gene Ontology annotation, biological process: carbohydrate metabolic process. Gene Ontology annotation, molecular function: sedoheptulokinase activity. The record is from RefSeq and is a predicted model, not a curated record. The transcript is spliced from 8 exons. Gene Ontology annotation, cellular component: cytosol. The coding region runs from base 488 to 1906 and encodes 472 amino acids. Lineage: Eukaryota; Metazoa; Arthropoda; Insecta; Orthoptera; Acrididae.
AAGAAAUAGGAUGAUGUACCUGUACAUUUAAAGGAGAAUACUAAAUUUUUUGAUGCUUACGCUCCAAUAGUUAAUUGACUGACGCGUUUCAUGGUUGUUAGUGUGAGCGGGUUGUGCGAUUCGGUUCUGUUUUGUUUGUGAAGAACGUUAUGUAAUUUUGUGAAUCACUGAAGUUGACGAUAAUUAUCAUUUUCGCUCUUAGAAAAAGUUGAAGUAAAAUGUUUAAAUUAUAAAACCCUCCAUGUUCUAUAAUCAACCAGGACCAAGUGCGUCUGUACCACUGUGCAGUAAUGAUUUUUUUGGGAAUGUUAGUUUUAUUUAGCCUUUUUGAAUCGGGUGCCUGCGAACCUAAUCAUUCCCUUUUCAGUUAAUGAUGCAUAAGAUAUGAUGAUGUAUUUCCGUACUGAGCGGAAUGUGCGCAUUAGAACGCGUUUCACCGAUCCAGGUAACACACUGAUCAGUAGACUGUCCAGAGAGAUUAAUCGUGAUGUCUGAAGUCAAAAGGAAAUUAGUUUUGGGUAUUGAUAUUGGAACAACAUCUAUAAAAGUCUGCAUUGUUGAUGCAGCCACAAAACAGACAUUGUCUAAGCAGGCAAAGGAUACUCAAGCAAAUGUGCCUAGCGACCAAGGGUCAGAAGGAAACAAGCAAAAUGUACCUAAAAUUAUUUCUGCAUUGAAUUUUUGCAUAUCUAGGCUUCCAAAGGAUCAGCUGAAAGAUGUGGAGCAUAUUGGGAUAUGUGGACAGAUGCAUGGUGUUAUGCUGUGGACUAGUCAGGAAGGAGAAAAAGCUUGGGAACGAACAGAGGUGUUUACCGGUUGUAGAUAUGAAGCUAAUGCCAAAGCUGUUUCGGCACUAUAUACAUGGCAAGACUCUCGUUGUGACCCACAGUUUCUGGCUACACUGCCAAAGCCUCAGUCACAUCUUCAUGUUUAUUCUGGCUAUGGAUGUGCUACACUGUUCUGGAUUGCUCGCAACAGACCUGAUAAACUUGACAGAUAUAAUUGUGCUGGAACAGUCCAGGAUUUUGCUGUGGCUAUGUUAUGUGAUAUGGAUAAGCCUGUUAUGUCUGUGCAGAAUGCUGCAAUGUGGGGCUAUUUUGACACAAAUACAUCUGAAUGGAAUACUGAUAUUUUACAAAAUGCUGGAUUUCCAACCCAUAUACUACCAAGAAUUGUCAAAAGUGGAGAAGUUGUAGGAAGUCUUGCAAACAGUUGGUAUGGGAUUCCCAGUGGUACUCCUGUAGGAGCAGCAUUGGGGGAUCUUCCAUGUUCAGUUCUUGCCACACUGGAAAAAGAUGAUGAUGCUGUGAUGAAUAUAUCUACAUCUGCACAGCUAGCAUUUGUUAUGAAACCAGAUUUUCAACCUAGCCAUCAAUCUCCAGAGAAACAGACAGUGCUGUAUUUCCCUUACUUUAGUGGGAGAUACUUAGCUGUGGCUGCAUCGUUAAAUGGUGGAAAUGCACUGGCUACUUUUGUUCGUACCCUUCAACAAUGGACGUUAGAACUUGGCUUCAGUGUUCCACAGUCUAAAGUGUGGGAAAAAAUACUGGUUUUGGCUGCUGAGGAAAAUGCAGUUUCAUCACUGAAAGUGAUACCAACAUUGUUGGGAGAAAGGCAUAGUCCUGAACAAAAUGCAACAGUUACAAACAUUGAUUUAGGUAAUCUGUCAUUGGGACAAGUAUUCCGUGCAUUAUGUAGUGGUGUUAUUGAAAAUUUGCACAGCAUGAUGCCAAGAGAAGUGCUGUUGGAUUCAAGUAUAAAGCGGAUAUUAGGUAUUGGCUCUGCACUAACUCGUAAUAAAGUUCUCCAGGCAGAAGUUCAGCAUUGGUAUCAAUUGCCAAUUGAUUUUGUAUCUGGAGGAGAUGCUGCUAUGGGAGCGGCUUUAUCAGCCUUGUCUGUAUCUUAGCUGUAACUGGUCAAACAGUCUCUGUCAGAGUAAUAUUUUUUGUCAAAAGGCAAUUUGUAUGACAUUUGUCAUACAGAUUUCCUGAUUUAUGCUUGCAUGGAAAUGAGUAGGCCAAGAAAUUAAAAUGAAGAUAGUGCUAGUUAGAACUGCUCAAACUAUAUUUUGAGCAGUAAUAUUGAUUUUAAAAACAUAUUAUAUGUAAGGUGGGUCGAGGAGUAGUUAACUACAGAAAUAGGUUAUGUACUGUACCAAUCAAAAGAAAUCAAGAUGGAGGCCAGAAGCAUGAUUAAUGAUUAAGCAUCUGAAAGUUUAUAAGUGAAAAAGUAAAUUUGGCUGUUCUCAUAUAACAGAGAAAUUAAACCCAUUCUAAGAACUGCACAACAAGAAUGAAUACCAAGCUUUUGUUAUCUGAGCUGAAGGGAGUACAAGAAAACAGUAAGAUAACCAGGAAAUGCAGAUUUGAUUUGAGGAUGGAGCAGGGAUGGAAGAGGAGAGAAGGUUAAGUGGGGUAGACUAUUUAUACAGCUGUAAAUGUUGCCAUAGUGUCACAUAAUUUAGAUUUUCACCACAGAGUGAGUUCAACAUUUUCAGAGAGAUUUUUCUUCUCUACAACCAAGCUUGUGAAUAUUGGAGGUUACAAGUAGUAAAUUAGGCAGAUGUACUUCCAAGAGAACAAGAGCAGUUGCUUGAAAGCUAGUAAAGUUUCUGCUAUUACAUUUGUUUAUGCACCUUGUAUCAAUCUGCUUCAGGUGAACGGGUUGCCUUUCUUAAUUUUUGUUUUGUUACAUCUUAAUAUUACACAGUUUUCCUAGGUGAUCAGAAUUGGUGACACAUAGUCAUAGCAGAUGAUUCCAUUUGUUUCAGAUCUCAGCUAUUUGAAAGAGUCAAGAUAUCAUGAAAUUGUAAUCUGGUUUCAUUUUUUAGAUACUCUCAUGCAUUUGCACGUGGUGCUCUCUGAUAUGUGCUCAGUUCUAUGUAUCACUGUGUAAUCUGGUUUCAUUUUUUAGAUAACCUGCAUUUGCCAAAUUUUGAUGGAUUUUAUUUUAUAUUUCUCUGAUAUGUGACCAGUUCUACGUAACACUGUGUAAUCUAGUUUCACUGUAUAGAUAAUCUCAUACAUUUGCCAAGUGGUGAUCACCAGAAAGCCUUGCCUGACAUUAAUCCAUCCUUUGUCAGCUAAAGCUCUCUUAGGACAACAAAUAAAAAUGUAUAAGAUUGUCUCAGAGAGACUGGAAAUCAGCAUUUUGGUUAAUAUUGCUGUUAAUGCCCUGCUGUCCCCUGCAGUGUAUGAGUUUGUUUGUUCUGGUAUAAGCUUAAGGUCUCAUUUCAUAUGGUAACAGACAUUGGUAUUUAUUACAUUGAACAAACAUGAAUCAUAAUUCAAUGUAAAAGUUAUUGGGUUUACAAUUUCUUCACAGCUUGAGGUGCUUCAGAUAUUGUAACAGGAAAUUUUAAAGCAGAGUACCGUAUGUAAAACAGUUAUGUAGGAAACUCUUACCUAAAAAGCUUUAAAAUAGUUUUAUAGUUCUCUUGUAAAGCAGCAAAAAUAUAAGGUAAUUUGCCAGUUUCUUGCCUGUCAACAUUUAUACAGGAUUGUAUUUGAUUGACCUGUUAAAAUUUUAUCAUUAGAUGUAGCAUCAUAGUUAGUUUUGAUGUGCGUGAAGAGCAUGUAUCACUGUUCUAUGUAUAUGCAUUAGAGAAUUAGAAAACUUUCUGUAAUGGAUGACUGUACCUGUCUUACAUUCUUGUUCAUGUAGCAUUACGAGCUUCUAAAGACAAGUACUCAUAUACCAAGUGCUACAGUUAAAAAUUUUCUUCCAUGUAAAUAUUUUGGCAUCUCACCAUGUUCAGUAUCUUAUAUUACUUUGUUCUCUACACUUAAUAAUGUCUAAUAGUAAUCUCUAAUGGUUAGCAGAUUUGAUAACACAUAGAAAAAAACUUUUCAGUUGUUUCUCAGUCCAUAAAGUUAUGAAAUUAUUCCAUACACUCUCUUUAUGUCAACUCCUGAUCAGCUGUCAGAACUUAGAUAAAUGACACUGUACAAGUUGUUAGAUCCGAUCAAAUGAAACCUUUCUGGGCAGUUGUCAUCUACUAUAAGCUCACUUAUCCACCAGUUUUUUAUGCUUUCUUUGUGUGUAUUCAAAUUGCAGGGUACAUCACUCACUGUUUUACAAAACAGUUUCAGGCUUAUCAUAUUUUAACUGAAAAACUGUGAGUGUUCCAUGGUUCUCAUAUGUAUACCAUGUUUUGCAUUACAGAAUCCUCAUUGCUCUCUUUUAUUUGACAUACAGUGUGUUUCAUAUAAAAUCACACACUGUUCUUAAAACUAAAACACAUAUUCGUUAUCUGUUUUCUGUUAGGUACUUUUUCACUUUAAUCUAUGCAAUAUUUCUGUCAUAUAUUUGCUUAUCGGAUUAUCUCUCAUGAUUUACCACAAAUGAACAUUGUUUUGUAGUCUGCAGCAUUCAUUAUCUUGUUUUUUUUCCCCACACAAACUAAGAUAAUUUACUGGUUCUUCCUUCAGUAUUUGGCAGAAUUUUUUGUUUUUCCUCAAGUAUAUAAAGAAAGACAACUUUACAAGAAGACUGAAGUGUCCAGGAAUUUUAUAGUGCUCACUUCUGAUAAAAAUUUGCAGUAUAAGUACUGUGUGCCAAUUAAUCUUCUGCAGCACGAAUUAAACAUAUCAGAAUAAUGUGUCCUAAUUGUGAUUUUACUGUACAGUAAUCUAAAAUAUACUUAAUCUUAUAUAGUAAUAAAGGGAAUAUUUUUCCAAUGUAAGACUUUCAUGAGACAGGGAUGACAAAUACACAAAAUGAAUCUAAUACAGUUAAGCUAACACACAAAUUUAUUUCCUACUGUUUGAGAGAUAUCGCAAAUUACUAUAGCAGAAACAUCUUUGUUCCUAUAGUCACAGCUUUCAAAAUUAAUUUUCUCAGAAGCAAAGAAGAUUCUUUAUUAUAGGUUCAGCUACAGAGGCUUUGGUAUUUACAAAUGCUGAUUUAUCUGAAUCCAGGUUUUCAGCAUGUUGCAUAACCUACAUGCCUAAUGUUAUUCCAGGUGCUACAAAGAUUUAUUAAUCCUUUGUUUCACUAAACUGGAAAGUAAGUUCCUGUAAAUUUAAAAUCAUAUUCUGGAAACUCCAGGUUGGAAUAUCAACAAGAUUAGGAAAAGGACAGAUUGCUACUCACCAUAAAGUUGGCCCAUUGAGUUACAGAUGGGUAUAACAAAAAUACUGUUGUGUAUUAUAGCUUUUGGCCAAAGUCUUCUUCAGCAAGGGAAACACACACACACACACACAUUCACAUAAGCAAGGGCUCCUCAUGCAAAUGACCACUACCACCAGUAGCUCCGACCAGAAUCACAUUUACCAGUUUUAAAGGCCAUUUGAAUGCCAUUCAGUCACUGACAUUUAACAGUCUCAGAAUCCAGUUUAUAACUUCAGACACAGCAGUGCAGCAACAUUUAAACAACACAUAUUCUCUCACCCUCCACCUCCAUAGCCGAGUGGUCAGCAUGGUGACUGCCAUGCAGAGGACCUGGGUUCAAUUCCCAGUACUGCUAGGGGUUUUUCCUUGGUGGGAGGGCUGGAGCGGUGUCCUCUCAGCUUCUUGAAGCCAGUUGGGGAGCUACUUGAAUGAGAAGCAGUAGUUCCAAUGUUUGUAAAACUGACAAUGGUCUGGAAAGCAGUAUGCUGACCCCACACUUCUCCAUACUGCAUCCAGAUGACAUCAUUGGCCGAGAAUAACAUGGCAGCUGGUCAGUCCCAAUUGGCCUGUCUGAGCCCAUGAUGGAGCGUUUAAACAACACCUAUUCUCUCACCCUCCACUAUUCUCUCACCAAAAUCAUGCAUGUUACACAUUUAAUGGUCACUUUUUACAUAAAAAUGUCAAAGUAAAAAUUUAUUGGACUUUAAACUUAUUAUAUAAUGAGAUUUCUUCCCACCAUUAAUUUUCAGAAAAUCAAUGUUUCAGGAGUGAACAGUACUUGCAAUCAAUAGUAAAUUUGGAAAAAUACAUUUUUAAUUGUUGCUGUGAUUACAUGCUCCUUUAUUCUGUAAAUGGUGAGCUGUAGGUGUGCAUAAAUUUUGGGGGUAAUGACCAGAAAGCAUUAAGAUUAAGCUAAGAUGUAAGAACUUAUAAAUCAGUAACAGAUUAAUUACUCAAUAUUCACUAUCAUAACAGAAGACCAAUAACAAACAAAAUCACUACAAUCCUUUAAUCAGAUUAUAUAGCAAACACAGUGAGAAAAAGUUCACCACUUCUUUAAACAAGCAACAGCAACAGAAGGAUUUAAAACAGACUCAUAGUCUUCUCUUAUCUUUUGGUUCUCAGUGACAAAUUGCUUUGUUUACCAGUAAUUAACAGAUAUUUUCUGUCUGUCUUUGACUCCCAAUGGA